AUGUUGCCCAGACACAUGAGUGAGGAGCAGGAGCACCUGAGCUCCAUCUACCCUGAUCCUCCCCAAGGCGCCUUCUCUGCUGCCGGCGUGGACCUGGGCCUCACCUCCGACGUCUACUUCCCACGACUCGCCCAGGAAUUCCCCUCAAACAUGAACGGCUUUGACCACCACCUGCCAUAUGCCGCCGACGGCCCCACAGGCUGGUCGUAUGGCGGUCGCAUGUCACCGCCCAUAUUCCAGGAAGACAGAGAGAUGGGCAUCCCUUCAAACAUGUCCACUGCUUCUGCCCCUUCAGCGCCUUCCUCAGCAGUCGGCUCACCACAGUCAAACCACGGCCAGCCAGCACCAGUACCCGAGUGGGCAGGCCCUCAAGGCGUGGCCCUGAGCCCCGGCAUCGUCGGCUCUCACGAGUACUUCACCGGCUCCGAGUACAACAGCUACGUCCCACAAGGUAUGGAGGAUCUCACACCUUUCGCGUUCGCAGACAGUUCAAAACCACCCGGAUAUGUUGACCCAAGCUUGAUCCACCACGAGAUCAGCCGGCCGCUCAUGCCGCCUUAUGACGCUGGUUUCCAGCAGAACUCAUCCGCAUACCCCAACUCGCCCGCUCUCACUGCAUCCUCACCACACCUAAGGACAGGCAGCCAAAGCCCAUUCAUGCCACCCAACGCCAGCUACCACUACUCUCCUUACCAAGCACCGAUCGACCAAGGACGACGGCCCAGCCUGGUCUCGUAUCAGUCCGGCCAUUCUGGAGCGUACAGCGACAGUGACUCGAAGGAGAAGCAACGAUGCCCGCAUCCCGACUGCGGAAAGACCUUCAAGGACCUCAAAGCCCACAUGUUGACUCACCAGACGGAGCGCCCCGAGAAGUGCCCCAUCACGACGUGUGAGUACCACAUUAAGGGCUUUGCGAGGAAGUAUGACAAGAACCGUCAUACCCUCACCCAUUACAAAGGCACCAUGGUCUGCGGUUUCUGCCCAGGCUCCGGCUCCGCAGCGGAGAAGUCCUUUAACAGGGCAGACGUGUUCAAGAGGCACCUUACAGCGGUGCACGGAGUGGAGCAGACACCACCCAACAGCCGCAAGAACAAGAAUGGUGCCUCCACCUCAACAUCCACGGGGAAGAAGCCAGGGCCCGGUUACGCGCCCGAUGCCACUGGCAAGUGUUCGACAUGUUCGCAGACGUUCAGCAACGCGCAGGACUUCUACGAGCACUUGGACGACUGUGUUCUGCGCAUUGUUCAGCAAGAAGACCCUGCUGAGGCGGUCAACGCGAGGAGGCUCGCGGAGGUCGAGAACGACCGCGAGGUGCACGCCACGCUGGAGAAGAACAGCCUGCCGACCACGACGCAGACGAUGAUGACGGAGGACGACGAUGACGAGGAGCUGAUGGAGGACGAGGAGGGCCAGUUCCUCGACGAGCAGAACCUGAUGGCGCUCGGCGUCAAGACCUCGGCGUCGCCCACCAAAAAGUCCAAGGGCAACCCGGCCAACGGCGUGCAGAAGUCCCGCGGCCUGACGCACUCGCGUGGCGGUGUCUCCAUGUCCAAAUCCAACGCCAGCAGCCGGGCGCGCAAGCACCGGAGGGAGUACCCGUCGUCGUGGGGUUUCGACAAGGGCCAGAUGACGAUGAAGAAGCGGGUAAUGGCCGUCUUUGACGGACCCCGCCGACUGGCCAAGGACGACAUGAUGCUGUCCACGGAGCGCGAGGUGCGGGUGCCACUUGCGGACGGCAAGUCCUAUGUCACCGACCUGGACGUCCAGACCAUGAAGCGUGCCGAGGGCUUCCUCAACGCCACCGAGGAGGAGAAGGGCAUCUGGAUCUCAGAUGACCCGACGGAGGACGACAUCAAGGCCAUGCUGGAUGCUCAGAUGCAAUGA
Molecule: messenger RNA, 1884 nt
Organism: Diaporthe citri
Lineage: Eukaryota; Fungi; Ascomycota; Sordariomycetes; Diaporthales; Diaporthaceae
Exons: 2
Coding region: 1-1884 (627 amino acids)
Biological process (GO): regulation of transcription by RNA polymerase II
Cellular component (GO): nucleus
Source: RefSeq, a predicted model, not a curated record